GCUGGAUUGUGGUUCGGCCACAAACAUCCGGACAUGAUGGUCUUUAUGGAGAAAUUUGUGGAGGCAUUGCAGGCUGUUGGAAUUGUUGGGUGGCAGUAUGGAACGGAAACUGUGAGAUCAAAAGUUCAUGCCAUCUGCUGUUCAGUUGAUGUGCCAGCCCGUGCAGCAGUGACAAACCAGACGCAGUUUAAUGGAAGAUUUGGCUGCUGCUGGUGCCUGACCUGUGCAGAACACAUUGAAGGUGCUCCUCGGUACAUCCAGACUGACUUUGUACUGAGAACGGAAGAAGGUGUCCUGAGAGACAUGAAGCUUGCCCUUGAGCUCAAUAUGCCAGUGAAUGGCAUCAAGGGGCCAUCGCCAUUGAUAAACCUUGAUUUCUUCAAUCCAGUGCUGAGCCAGGCAGUUGACUACAUGCACUGUGUGCUGCUUGGAGUGGCACGGCAGCUUACUGAGUUUUGGCUGGACAGUGCAAACUCCCAGGAGCCGUUCUACAUUGGCGCUCCUUCAACUCUAGCCAAGCUGGACAAACGUCUCCUGAGUAUCUGCCCACCCCACUGUUUCACACGGCUACCAAGGUCCUUGGCAGACAGGUGCUUCUGGAAGGCGAGCGAGUGGAAGAACUGGCUGCUCUACUACUCUCUGCCAACAGUACUUCGAGUGCUGCCACCGCGGUUCUGGAGGCACGUGUCAAUGCUGGCGGAAGCCAUUUUCACUCUGCUCAAGAGUGAAAUUUCACCAACUGAUCUUCAGCGAGCAGGUCACCUGCUUCAGUCGUUUGUGUCAAGAGCUGCAAGCCUCUAUGGGACUCGCUUCAUGACCUUCAAUGUCCACCAGUUACGCCAUCUGACAUCGAGCGUGGAGCAUCUGGGUCCCCUUUGGGCCAACUCGGCAUUUCCCUUUGAAACAGGGAAUGGGAAGCUGACCAAGAUGAGCCCAAGCUUCGACGAUGCAUGA
Molecule: messenger RNA, 954 nt
Organism: Dermacentor silvarum
Lineage: Eukaryota; Metazoa; Arthropoda; Arachnida; Ixodida; Ixodidae
Exons: 5
Coding region: 34-954 (306 amino acids)
Source: RefSeq, a predicted model, not a curated record